Messenger RNA from Terrapene triunguis (Three-toed box turtle), 1971 nucleotides. RefSeq names its product transmembrane protein 117 (gene TMEM117). The coding region runs from base 30 to 1568 and encodes 512 amino acids. The transcript is spliced from 7 exons. The record is from RefSeq and is a predicted model, not a curated record. NCBI's taxonomy places the organism in Eukaryota, Metazoa, Chordata, Testudines, Emydidae. Gene Ontology annotation, biological process: intrinsic apoptotic signaling pathway in response to endoplasmic reticulum stress.
GGCAAGCAACUGUCCUGAAGUAUUUGAGAAUGGGUAAAGGCUUCCGCUACUACUUCCAGCACCCCUGGUCUCGCCUCGUUGUGGCUUACCUGGUGAUCUUCUUUAACUUCUUAAUAUUUGCUGAGGAUCCAGUAUCUCACAGUCAGACAGAAGCCAAUGUUAUUGUUGUUGGCAACUGCUUUUCAUUUGUAACAAAUAAAUACCCUGGAGGAGGAGGCUGGAGGUUUCUGAAGGUGCUUCUAUGGCUACUUGCCAUUCUCACAGGACUGAUAGCUGGGAAAUUCCUGUUCCAUCAGCGUUUGUUUGGUCAGUUACUCCGGCUAAAGAUGUUUCGAGAGGAUCAUGGAUCUUGGAUGACAAUGUUCUUCAGCACCAUUCUCGUCCUUUUCAUUUUUUCUCACAUUUACAAUCUGUGCCUCCUUAUGGCAGGGAAUAUGAGGGCAUACAUCAUAACAGACUUUAUGGGCAUCAGGAACGAAAGUUUUAUGAAGGUUGCUGCAGUGGGGACUUGGAUGGGAGAUUUUGUCACAGCUUGGAUGGUCACUGAUAUGAUGCUUCAGGACAAGCCCUACCCUGACUGGGGGAAGUCUGCCAGAGCUUUCUGGAAGAAAGGGAAUAUUAGGAUCAUUUUAUUCUGGACUGUUCUAUUUACUUUGACCUCUGUAGUUGUGCUUGUCAUCACUACUGACUGGAUCAGUUGGGACAAGUUGAAUCGUGGAUUUCUGCCAAGUGAUGAGGUCUCAAGAGCCUUCCUGGCUUCUUUCAUCUUAGUGCUUGACCUUCUUAUUAUCAUGCAGGAUUGGGAGUUUCCACAUUUCAUGGGUGAUGUUGAUGUAAAUCUUCCUGGAUUGCCAUAUGCACAUCUGCAGUUCAAACUACCUUACUUCCAAAAUAUCUUCAAGGAAGAAUAUCACAUACAUAUAACAGGUAAAUGGUUUAACUAUGGAAUUAUCUUUCUGGUUUUAAUCCUGGAUCUAAAUAUGUGGAAGAAUCAAAUAUUUUACAAACCUCAUGAAUAUGGUCAAUAUAUUGGUCCCGGACAGAAGAUCUACACAGUGGAGGACUCAGAAAGCUUAAAGGACCUUAACAGAACCAAGUUAUCCUGGGAUUGGAGAUCAAAUAACACAAACCCUCUGACUAACAGGACUUAUGCUGAGGGAGACAUGUUCUUGCAUAGCAGAUAUACAGGGGCUAGCCUUGAUGUCAAAUGCCUGGCCUUUAUUCCAUGUUUGCUGGCUUUUGCUUUGUUUGGGUUCUUCAUCUGGUUCUUUGGGCGAUUUCAGAAAACUGAGCAAGGCAUGGAGAAUCUGGACAAAUCAUACACAAGAAUGAAAAGGAAGUCGCCAUCAGACAUGGGAAUGACACGAGAAAAUACACAGGUUUUAGUGGAGAAAACUUUAAGUUUUCAAGAUCCACAUUUAGUAUCCAUAAAAUCAGACUUAAGUGAAAUUGUCUUUAAUUCUUCCCUUCUAACUUCUGAAAACUUGAGCUUACAGUUGAGUGAACAAGACAGCCCAUUACAACCAAUGACAGAGGCUUCUGCCCCUAAGAGUGAUCCCAUGACCUAGAGCAAACUACCCAGAAAAGAAAGAUUUAAAUAACCAAUUAUUGUGAGAGUUCAGUUUUUGUAAGUUAAGGUUUACAUAGUGUUUAGCACAAGAAAUAUAACCCAUACCACAAAGGUGCUCAACAUGCUUUUUCUAGGAAUUUUGUUUUCUAUUUGUAUUAUAAUAUAUGUGCCUACUGUAUAGCUAACAUUCCUUUAUAGAUUGCUUCUCAGAAUUGCACAAACUAUUUAUUAAUACAUUGACGUUACUGUAUAAUAGUGCAUUAGAUGAAUAUUUGCAGGUAUAAAAUUCUAACCGUGGUGGUGCCUUGAAACAUUAAACUGAUUUUUAACUCAACACCAGAAGAUAUAGAGAACAAUUCUUCUAACCUAUUUUGCAAGGGUUUUUUUGCAUGCAAUUAUUU